AUGCUACAUAUAUUUUGCUAUAAAACUAUCCAACGAAAUCGUAUACUUCUUCGAAAAGAAAUAGCUGGAUGGUUCAAAAAAGACUUAAAGUUCAAUGAUAAUUACGUAGUUCAUUGGGAUGGUAAAUUGUUAAGCGAUAUUGUUGGCGCAGAUGUUGUAGAUAGACUCCCAAUUCUUCUGACAUCGUCUGGCGCUGAACAAUUAUUAGGCAUUCCAAAAAUUGGAGCAGGAACUGGAAUUGAGCAAGCUUCAGCAGUAAACUCAACUUUGAAGCAUUGGGGUGUCAGUGAUUAUGUCAAAGCGGUGUGCUUUGAUACUGCAUAUACAAAUACAGGCAUUCAUCGUGGCGCUGGCGUAGAACUAGAGAAUCUUUUAGGGCGAAAGCUCAUUUGGUUGCCAUGUCGUCAUCACGUCAUUGAACUACUCAUUAAAGGUGUUUUGAAGUAUACUGGCCAACGCAAAAUGGCCCAAAUGUUUCAAUUUUUGGUAGAUUCAAAAAUAAUUGGAACAAGAUAGAUAAAUCAAAAUACAGUGCAGGAAUUAAUGAUCCUAUUGUUGCUAAAGUACUAUCAGA
Messenger RNA from Cotesia glomerata, 574 nucleotides. RefSeq lists its product as uncharacterized. The record is from RefSeq and is a predicted model, not a curated record. Lineage: Eukaryota; Metazoa; Arthropoda; Insecta; Hymenoptera; Braconidae. The coding region runs from base 1 to 516 and encodes 171 amino acids. The transcript has 3 exons.